Hyaena hyaena (striped hyena) is the source of this 2146-nucleotide messenger RNA. It is a transcript of the gene GPRC5A, whose product is annotated as G protein-coupled receptor class C group 5 member A. Gene Ontology annotation, biological process: G protein-coupled receptor signaling pathway. The transcript is spliced from 4 exons. Gene Ontology annotation, molecular function: protein kinase activator activity; G protein-coupled receptor activity. The coding region runs from base 238 to 1311 and encodes 357 amino acids. Lineage: Eukaryota; Metazoa; Chordata; Mammalia; Carnivora; Hyaenidae. The record is from RefSeq and is a predicted model, not a curated record. Gene Ontology annotation, cellular component: signaling receptor complex; extracellular exosome; intracellular membrane-bounded organelle.
CGCCGCGGAACUGGAAUAGGCGUGUCCUCUCCCCUGACCCUCUCCCGCCCCGAGUCCCUCUGCUCACCCCCUCGCUUGUCCCCUCCCUCCGGCGACCGUUGCCUUUAUAACAGCCCCGCGCUGCGAGGGCGGGAUCGCCGCCUGCGGGCUUCCCGGCUGCUCGGGACUCCGGGGCCGCCUCCGACGCGCGAAGCCAACAGCCCAGGUUCGCGCGCCGCAGCCGCGGAACGGACCAGAAUGGCCACAGCAUCCCCUAAGGGUUGCCGCUCAAGCCUGGAGGCCAAGUACCACAGACUUUGUGACACCACUCAAAUCUGGGGCAUCGUCCUAGAAGCGGUGGCUGCAGUGGGGGCCGUGACUUCGGUGGCCUUCAUGCUCGGUCUCCUGACCCUCGUCUGCAGGGUGCAGGACUCCAACAGGCGGAAAGCGCUCCCGACCCAGUUUCUCUUCCUGCUGGGCGUGCUGGGUGUCUUCGGCCUCACCUUUGCUUUCAUCAUCCAACUUGAUGGCAGCACGGGGCCCACCCGCUUCUUCCUCUUCGGCGUCCUCUUCUCCCUCUGCUUCUCCUGCCUCCUGGCUCACGCUUUCAACCUGAUGAAGCUGGUGCGUGGGUGGAAGCCCCUGUCCUUGCUGGUGAUGCUGGGCCUGGCCGUGGGCUGCAGCCUGGUGCAGGACGUCAUUGCUAUUGAGUACCUCGUCCUCACCAUGAACAGGACCAAUGUUGCCAUCUUCUCUGAGCUUUCUGCCUCUCGGCGCAACGAAGACUUUGUCCUCUUGCUCAUCUACGUUCUCUUCUUGAUGGCAUUGACCUUCCUCACGUCCUGCUUCAUCUUCUGUGGAUCCUUCACCGGCUGGAAGAGACACGGGGUCCACAUCUUCCUCACCAUGGUUCUCUCCAUUGCCAUCUGGGUGACUUGGAUCACUUUGCUCCUGAUUUCUGCCGUUGGCCCCGAGUGGGACGAUACCAUCCUGAGCUCAGCCUUGGUUGCCAAUGGCUGGGUCUUCCUGUUGGCUUAUGUUGCGCCCGAGUUUCAGCAGCUCACGAAGCAACGGAACCCCAUGGAUUACCCUGUUGAGGAUGCAUUUUGUAAACCUCAGCUCAUGAAGCAGAGCUAUGGUGUGGAGAACAGAGCCUACUCUCAAGAGGAGAUCACUCAAGGCCUUGAAGAGCUAGGCGAUACGCUCUAUGCUCCUUACGCCACCCAUUUUCAGCUGCAGAAUCGGACCUCCCCGAAGGAUUUCUCCAUUCCGCGGGCCCAGACUCGAACUAGCCCUUACAAUGGCUAUGAAGGAAGGACAGGCGGCAGUUAGCUGUUCGGAAGAGCGGGGCGAACACAGCAAGUCAGCCAACCAGGGGGGAGGUCAAAGGGCGGGGGGCUACACCCGGAGCCGCCUAAGGAAACUGUACCGAACCCUUUGGGAAGAGCUUCCCUUCGCUUCUGGAGUUGCUGGGGGCUAACAGGACGGCGGGUCCCAGCGCUCCAGGGUUUUCCUGUGUCCCAUACUUAGGACCCGACUUCUGAGUGGGAGGGAGUCGCAGGCAAACUCAGGGUGUGCCCCUCGCUGUGCCCAGUCACUUCCCAAGUGGUGAGAGCUCUGGUCGUCUGACCGCUUACUGGCUGGAGGAGACCAGUUCUUCUAACUCAAGGCUGGUUUUGCGAGGACCGCUUGGCCCGGAGCAGGACAGCAAAUCUGAGCAAACACAGCCAAGGCCUGUCCCUGCCGAAAUCCACCCUGGAAGCCAACUUGCUGGCACCCUCCCUCCUUGCCUGGGGGGGAGAGGCUGAAGGUCACACUAAACGUUCUCGUCUCUCUGGUGCUACCACAGGGCCCCUGUGGGUCCCCAGCACCAGUUCACAGGUCACCACUCCCAAACAUGCUGUCCACCCCCAGACUGAAGCUCCCCUUUACCAGAGGUCCCUCUUCUGUAUCUCACUAGCAGGGAGGACCCCGAUUUCUCUUUGCCGGGAGAAUCAUCCCUUCCCUCAGCCCCUUGCUCCUCAGCUUCUGUAAAUAGCUUCGCGCUGCGGUCACCACCUGUGUUCCGUAAGUGGGCGUUGUCCUCAAAAGGAGAGAGUUCCUUGUAUAAUAAGUUAUUCACUGUUCCUCACUUGGAGAUGCAAUAAAGAUGCGGUGGCAACUCUUU